Molecule: messenger RNA, 679 nt
Organism: Hermetia illucens (black soldier fly)
Lineage: Eukaryota; Metazoa; Arthropoda; Insecta; Diptera; Stratiomyidae
Gene: NP15.6
Product: NADH dehydrogenase [ubiquinone] 1 beta subcomplex subunit 11, mitochondrial
Exons: 1
Coding region: 83-538 (151 amino acids)
Source: RefSeq, a predicted model, not a curated record
GUAGAAUCGUCAUAUUGACAUCGCUGUCAACUGCUCCCGAACAGUGAAAUAACCUUCCAAGAGUGGUGAUUUUUUGUCCGGAAUGGCGGCUUUGAUCCGAUUAAAUAAUAAAUUGCUUGUGCAAAACUGUCUCUCGCAAGUCCUGCGAAAUGCCCGCCUAAUUUCCACCUCACAGAAAAAGAGUGACACUGCCACAAUUGCAAGUUGCCCAAAACCUGAGGCCACAUCGGAAACAGCCGCUGCACAGAAGAAAAAUUGGGUAAAUUAUGGUUUCGACUUCGGCAAUAAGACCGAGGACAGGAGUGCAACCAAAUCUUCAUUCUUCUUCUCUGUAACGCUCUGCCUCGUAUGGGGUACAUUUAUCUGGGCCUACCUUCCCGAUAACCAAUUGCGGGAUUGGUCUCAACGUGAAGCAUAUCUGGAACUUCGAAGACGGGAGGCCGCUGGCUUGGAGCCCAUCGAUCCUAACUACAUCAACCCCAGCAAAAUUGAUCUGCCAAGUGACGAGGAGCUGGGUGAUACCGAGAUUAUUAUUUAAUUUUAAUCCCCACUAGAUGUUUUAGCGAAUGUUAUGUAAUCGAAACACGAGAACGGGAAUUUUGUAAAUAAAGCUGUCAUCAUAUAAAACCCGACACGAAAUUGGAACAAAUAAAGUGGCUUCUACUGUCCGAAAGUAUUA